Messenger RNA from Rhopilema esculentum, 4716 nucleotides. Lineage: Eukaryota; Metazoa; Cnidaria; Scyphozoa; Rhizostomeae; Rhizostomatidae. The record is from RefSeq and is a predicted model, not a curated record.
AAAACAACCGAAGAACUAUGUUUAUUUGAGAGGGAAAAAAUAGCCAAAAAUGUAUUGAGAAAUGGAAAAAUAGAAAUAUUAAUUCAGAUUGUGUUUAUUUCGCAUCAAUAAGUUCAUCUACUAAUUCCCAGUCUCCAAAGUCGCAUUGAUUUGUCCAGUCCCGACAUCGCAGCGUCACAUUAAUCUGACGUCACAAACAAUUGAUAACAUAUAAAUUUGCGGAGCAAUGAGUCUUCAUCACCAUAACUAGUUUGGCUGAUUUAGAGUUAGUCGGAGCUGAUUAUUGCGAGUGAAAGUUGUCACAAUGGAGGAAAAACUAGAAAGCAGUAGUUUUCUGAGCUUAUUAGGGGCAGACAGUGGUCUUACCUUGAUAAAUACGGAUGCACUGGUACGCAAAACAGAGUUGCAACAGCGAAAGCUUCAGUGCAAAGACAAGGAAAUCGAAGAGCUUAAAGAAAGAUUGGAGCAUCUUGAAGAUGUGGUCGAGAAAUAUGCAAGUCAACUUGAGAGCUUGAAGAAGACAAAUGAGCCAUCACAAACGAACUGGACCAAGAACCUCAUCGAAGAAAAUGGUGUGAUGAGAGAGAGACUGGACCUGUUAUUUGGUGAGAAGCAACAGCUUGCAAAGGAGUGCUCGAUGCUUGAAUGUUGCUUAGAAGAUAAGGAACAAGAAUUGACAAUGCUUAAAGAGAGGAUGGAUCAAUUAAAGAAGAAUCGAUUCGAAAUUUCUUUUCAAGAGUUGCAAGCGAACUAUCCAUUUAUCAAAGACCUUGAGGUGGAGAAUAUCAAGUUGAAAGACGAGACAAAGCUCUUGUCAGUUGAAAAUGAAGAACUUGCAAAUGAAUGCUUGGUUCUUGCUCAAGGUAUGGAGGCAAAAACAAAAGAAGUCAUGAUUCUAGAAGAGCGUAUCAAAAGCCUUGAAAGUGAGAGUCAAGAUCAGGAAGAGAGCAAAAAGGAUGGCAUGAAUGAAGAAGAGUAUGUUAAGUUGAAAGACGAGACAAAGCUCUUGUCAGUUGAAAAUGAAGAGCUUGCAAAUGAAUGCUUGGUUCUUGCUCAAGGUAUAGAGACAAAAGCAAAGAAAGUCAUGAUUCUAGAAGAGCGUAUCAAAAGCCUUGAAAGUGAGACUAACCAUCUUCAAGAGAGUGAAAGAAAUGACAUGAAAGAAGAACUUGCUUCAGAUAGUGAAGGGUCGGAAACACAGAGCAUUCAAGAAGGAAUGGAGAAGGAUUCUGAUGGCGAAUUUAUCGUUGUUGAUGAUGAAAGUGAAGGAGACGAUGAUACGAGUGCUGGAAAGCUUUCCUUGAAAAAAAAAGACGACAAUACAAGAAUGCAACAGCAGCCAGAGGAAUAUAUGGCAGUUGGAAAGAUAUUGCCAGGAAGAAUGACAAAUAUUCAGCAAUAUUUUGAUCAAGUUGCAGAGCUUCAGCUGUUGAAAGGAUUUCUGUCCAAAAUUGGGAGCCAUUUCAAAAUUGAUGAUGGAAAUGGAUUGCAGAAAGUUCUCGAUCAUAUUGAAAUCAAGAUUGUGGAUCUCAUCGACGAAAAGAAGCAUCUUGAUGAAGAAACAAAGGAGUUAAAAAGCCUUGUCGAGUUUUUGGAAUUUGAACGCAAGUUCACUUUGGAAGAUUUCAAAGAAUCUGAAGAAAAGAACAUAGAAUUGCAGAACAAACUUCAACAAGCAGUCAAAAAGGAAAUUGAUGCACAAAGCCAGUUGGAAGCUUGGAGCAACUGUUGUGGUAAGCUGUAUAAGAUUAUCAAAAGCAACGAGGGAAAAGAAAAAGGUGAAUCAUCCAUGCAAAGAGGAAAUGCUAGAGCAACAGAGCUGGCACGAAGAAAGAGAUUUCGCCAGAAAUAUAAAAUUAUAAAUGCUAAUCUGAAAGCAUGCAAGGCAAAAUCUGCUGGAAUUAGAAGAUGCAUGGAUGCACUGGCAGGGAGGAAUCUGGAAUUGGAAUUGAAGGCUGAUCUUCUUCAGGCAGACAAUGAACAUAUCAUCAGAGAAAGAGACAUAUUUGAAAAGGCAUACAAAGAAGAGAUGCAAGCCAAUAUUCGUAUGCAGCAUGAUUUGGAAGAAUAUAAAGAGCAGACAAAAAAGUUGAAUAUCUUCAGAUCAGCUUUGAAAGAGCACAGAAAAGAAAUCGAUGCCUUCAGACUAGAGCGCUGUUUUGUUUUAGAUGCGUUGAAUAUGGAGAGACAGCUUCAUGAAGAUAUUGAAAGAAAGUUCCAAAUGGCAUUGAUAGGAAAAGAACUGAUUCAGAGAAGGCUCCAGCAAGAAUCAGAGAAAUGUAAAGAUGUUGAAAGAAAACUUAGUGAAGUUGAAACCGAGAAGACAAAACUUCAAGAGCAAUUCGAUAAAGAUUUGCGAACGGUUGUGGGAGAUCUCGUUGGUCUAAGAGAGAAGAACAAUGAAACUGUCAAGGACCUCGAUGGUGAAAUGAAGAUUCGCUUGGUGUACGAAAGAAAAUUGGAAGAAUAUUUUGGCGAGAAGCAGAGACUGGAGAAGUGCCUUGAGGAUGAGGUUAAGAGAAAUCUGGAAGCUGAAAAUAUAAUAUCAGCUUUGCAUCAAAUCGUGGAGAAGAGGUCGGAGAAGCCAAAACGAAGUCGACUUAGCAGAUUGUUUAGACGUGGAUCAGAUUAGAGGAGAAGAUUUAUUAUAUAGAACAUUAGCUAGGUUUUGUGCAACUUUUUACAGUUAUUUCUUAUUACUUUCUUGUAAUCUGUUUAUUCGUUUGAAAAUGGCGUUCUAUUGAAUUCAUUGUCUGUUUUGCUUUUGUGUCUGCAUUUUCAGUACAUUUGGUUUUAAAAUUGUCUAAAGAACGCGUAUAGCGUAUAAAAUAUGUACUUACCGCUAACGAUAGAUUUUCGAAAAAGAAACGAAAGAAUUUUCAUCAUUUUGAAAUCCCGUCGCUGAUUAAAGUUAUGGUUUGAGAAUGGGAAUGAAUUGAAAAAUGAAAUACCUAGUCGCCUGAAGCAUUUCAAUAUGGGUACACCUAAAUUGACUUCAGUUGUCCUUUUAAUCAUAAACAGAGUGUCGUCUUAGCCAUUCUCUUGAGGUAAAAAAGAUCUUAGAUGAAGAUUUAGCACCCAGUUACUUUGCUGUACCGAAAUGAAAAAAUGAUAAGGUUAAACGCUUGUAUUCGACCCAUAUGCGUGGAAGGUUAAUUUCAAAGAAAAAAUCUGCAACUUUUACCUUAAUGAUUUCGUAAAAGUAAUUCAUUUACAUACAUUAUGUAUCAUGCAAUGAAACUACGACGAAAAGUGUUUGAAAGUCUUGAUGAUGACGAGAAGGAUGAAAGGGAGCCAAUGUCAAGUUAAUAUGGACAAAAAAGGUUAGAUGAUCAGUCAGGAAUGAAGUUUAAUUAAACACUGUAGAACAAUAAGUAUAGCCUCGAGUAAUUAAAUUCAAUGUUCGGACAUCUUGCAUUGUAUGCUUCGUUUUCUGAAAAAUGAGCUAUUUAUAGAUAUAGACUAGGGUGCAGCUGCCCCCCUUCAUCGAGUUGAAGUAUAUCCUUUUUGAAAAUUUUGUGUCCCAUUUUAUGAGUGUGAAUUAAGUUAAGAUUUUUCUGAGGCCCAGCGUGAGAGGGCAAUAGAAGAGAUAAAGGUUUCCGGGGAAAACAAUAAGAAGGUUAUUUUGGGGUAGAUAAGCAGAAUAGGAUGGGUCAACCGUUCUAAAUCGGUCAAGGUUACGACGGUACUUCGGCGGCACAAGGUACUCAUUACAGAAAUUUAAAAUACAAGGAUGCACGAAGAUUGAUUGAACACGGAUUGACAAAGCCCUGGGUCGCUAUAGAAAGAAUUGACGGUUACACUGGGAAGCUAGAUGGCUGGAUUGGUAGUAGGUAGGCAAGGGCGUGGCUAUUGUAUAAGCUGACUUCACAAAGAUUUAAUAAUGGAAAAUUUCACGAUUUGGUCUAACAGAAAAAGGCCCCAACUUCACAUCUCAUUUCGUUUUAAUUCAUUGCAUUAUUAAUUAACCAAGUUUGGCAGCAAAUUCAGCAAUGCUGGUUUACAAGGGGUCAUGCUUUUAAAAUAGUAGAUAAAUUUACACAACAUAAGCUAAAGAAAAAUUUGCAAGAGAUAUAAAAAUAAUACACUACCUAACCCUUUUCAACUUCACCUUACCCUACCCACAAAAUUUCUGACUCUUUACACUGUUUUCAUACAAGAACUUAAGAAGAAAGUUCUGAAUCUACUCAGAUACGUUGCCCGCUAGCUUCGGUAUCUAGGCUAUUCCAAAUUUUAGCACCCCUUCGCGAAAAUGACUUUUGCUCAUUGCAAAGCUUUUUAAUAUUUCUAAAUUCUUAUGUUUUCUAUUGAAACCAUGCUUAUUUUUUGCUCUUGAAGAUUUUCCAACUUAUCAAAAUCAAACGAGUUGAAGCUAUGAAGCAUAAUCAUAAUUAAAUGUUUGUCCACUGCGCCUAGGCCCAUUUUCCAGCUGUUCUUUGGAUUUCAUAGUUGCAAUGUUUACGUCUCCAGCCGAUGUUGCGGCCUUUACCAUCAAUGUUCAAUAGUGACGUCCUUCUGAACUUUGGGUCAUUUUCAUUUUUCAUUUUAUCAAUAUUUAUUCACGAGAUACCGUUCAGCCAAUAAACAACCUUUUAACAAUAUUUGCUCAAUAAUAAUAAGAUAAAAACUAAUAAUAAUAAUAUGAAUUACUGCUCUACCAAGGGGUCGUGUUUGGGUCCUAUGAAAGGUUCAUAAGAUGAAUAGACAGAAGCUGAA